Pistacia vera is the source of this 1282-nucleotide messenger RNA. RefSeq lists its product as uncharacterized. The transcript has 8 exons. The record is from RefSeq and is a predicted model, not a curated record. NCBI's taxonomy places the organism in Eukaryota, Viridiplantae, Streptophyta, Magnoliopsida, Sapindales, Anacardiaceae. The coding region runs from base 1 to 1047 and encodes 348 amino acids.
AUGUGGGCAGGAAGUUUGGACUCAGGUUGGUUUGAUUCUCGUUCAAUUUUGGAGUCUGAGUUGGAUGAGGAAUUUUACAGUGUUCAUGAUGAUUUUGUGUCUGUAAAUGGGGGCAUUUUGUCUCCAAAAACACCAAAAUCAAAGAGGAAAGGACUUGCAAAGCUCUCCUCAUUUUCAAAACUUUCCUUUAAAUUCAGGGACGGACAUGUUUCACCUAAGGGUCUUACAAAAAGACCACUCGCAGGUUCCUCGACAAAAAUUUGCCCCAUAGAUAAGAAUCUUCCUGAUUCUUGGUCACCCAUUGCACCUAGUAGCUUUAAAGUCCGGGGACAGAACUAUUUUCGGGAUAAGAAGAAAGAGUUUGCUCCUAAUUAUGCUGCAUUUUGCCCCUUUGGUGCUGAUGUCUUCUUAUCCCCUCGGAAAAUUGAUCACAUAGCUCGUUUUGUAGAACUUCCUGCUAUGAAUUCUCGUGAAGAAAUCCCUUCGAUUCUUGUUGUCAAUGUCCAGGUGCCGUUAUAUCCUGCCACGGUCUUUCAAAGUGAAAAUGAUGGAGAAGGAAUGAGUUUGGUGUUCUACUUCAAGUUAUCUGAAAGUUACUCAAAGGAUUUGCCACUUCAUUUCCAAGAAAAUUUCAAUAGGAUAAUCAACGAUGAAGUGGAGAGGGUUAAAAGUUUCCCUUUAGAUACAAUUGCGCCUUUUAGGGAAAGGUUGAAACUCUUGGGCCGAGUUACAAACAUCGAAGAUCUUCAUUUAAGCGCAACUGAGAAGAAGCUUAUGAAUGCAUAUAAUGAAAAGCCUGUUUUAUCACGUCCUCAGCAUGACUUUUACUUGGGAGGAAACUACUUUGAGAUUGAUAUUGACAUGCACAGAUUCAGCUACAUUGCUCGGAAAGGUUUCGAAGCAUUUCAGGACAGAUUUAAGCUGUGUACCUUGGAUAUUGCCCUAACAAUUCAGGAAAGUAAGGCGGAAAACUUGCCCGAAAAUAUCUUAUGUUGCAUAAGAUUAAAUAAAAUUGACCACGCUAAUCAUCGUCAACUGGGCCUAUAAGCAACAGACUCUCAAAUCUAGGGAAUGACAGUACGGUUCAAGUUUCCUGAUGAAUGUAGUACUUGUAGUACUGAUUUAGAGCUAUAGCCAUUAUCUUUUCUUUCUAUUUGCUUCCCCCCUGUAAUCUCUUGCAAUUUGUGAGUUUCCUUUUCAUGGAAUUAUAUGAGUGUACAGUCUGACGUCGAAAAAUGAAACAAAUAAAAUACACAAAUUCUCUUCAUUUAAUUUUUUUAUU